Messenger RNA from Bipolaris zeicola 26-R-13, 861 nucleotides. RefSeq lists its product as uncharacterized. The transcript is spliced from 4 exons. The record is from RefSeq and is a predicted model, not a curated record. Bases 1 to 861 code for a protein of 286 amino acids. Gene Ontology annotation, biological process: nucleoside metabolic process. Lineage: Eukaryota; Fungi; Ascomycota; Dothideomycetes; Pleosporales; Pleosporaceae. Gene Ontology annotation, molecular function: catalytic activity.
AUGGCGCGCCAGCUGCGCCGCGAAGACUACACGGUAGGCUGGGUGUGCGCCCUGCCCGUCGAGCUGGCGGCUGCGCAGGAGAUGCUCGACGAAGAGCACGACAUGCCUCCGUCCAGCACCCAUGACACUAACAUCUACACCUGCGGUCGAGUUGGUAAGCAUAACGUCGUUAUUGCAUGUCUGCCCGAAGGACAAAUGGGCACCCACUCAGCUGCCGCGGUCGCUGUCAAGGAUGCAGAUAUUAGGCUUGGAGAUGUCGUGGUUAGCAAGCCGCAUCAAGUGCAUGGCGGAGUGGUGCAGUACGAUUCUGGCAAGGUUACACCGAGCGGGUUUGAGCGCACGGGGUGGCUUGACGCUCCGCCGCCAGUCCUACUUCACGCGGUCACAAACCUGAAGGCCAGUCAUAUGAGGGGAAAAUACAGACUGUCUGAGUAUCUCUCUAAGCUAGACAGCCUGCCAGGCUUCACGCGAGAAGCUGCCGGAUACUCUCUUUGCCGCGACCAUUGCGACAAAAGCCAUCUAGCAGAUCGGGAGCCGCGAGAGCAAGAGGUGUUAGUGCAUUACGGCACGAUCGCAUCGGGCAACCAAGUCAUAAGGAAUGCGGCGGAACGAGACAGGAUCAGCGCAGAGCUGGGCGGCGUGCUUUGCUUCGAGAUGGAAGCGGCUGGGCUUAUGAACAGCUUUCCGUAUCUGGUGAUCCGCGGCAUCUCCGACUACGCGGACUCGCACAAGAGCAAGCGGUGGCAGCCAUAUGCGGCGGCGACAGCGGCAGCGUGCGCCCAGGCAAUGCUGUCUGUGAUACCAACAACCGAGGUUGAAGAGAUUGUUCAUGUUUUGACAACACUUCUCCGUAUGCUAUAA